UGAGCGUCUUUACACAACUUCAGUGAUAGUGGACUUUAAAGGGUGUUAUUUGAUCGGAUCUGGAGACUGUUAAAGUUGUUUUGUUGAGUUGAGAUGGCCUCACACACACCCAGGAAGAGGAAGACAAAUAUCCUAAGUGCAUAUUAAAGUGUGAAAAAAACUGCAGGCGUUUGGCUCUUUAAGCUGCUGAUGUUUUUGUCAUUCGGGCGUUGACACUGAGAGAUUACCACUGCAGAACGAACUCAUUAUGGUGACGUUCCUCAUCAUGUCUCUUCCUCUGAUCUCGGUGAUGAUGACUGCGGGGGGUGAAGGUCAGCAGCUUUGGACACUGAAUCGCGGCCCUUCAUAUGUUUGUGCAUUAAAGGGUUCAACAGUGAACUUAUCUUGUGUUUUAAACUCUCCACAUGAUCAUGAGCUCUCCACAGUCUUCUGGACCAAAACCGCUGUAGCUGAUGGAGAAACAUCAAACCUGUGUUUAGACCCAGAAAACAGAGGAAGAGUUCAGUGUUUCAGUGGAGAUAAAGACACUCACUUUCUCACUUUGAGUAGUGUUAGAGAAGCUGAUAAACACAUCUACUACUGUAGACUCACUACAAACAGAGGAACAUGGACGGGGUUUCCUGGAGCUCAGCUGGACGUCACAGAUCUGCAGGUGGAGACAGAGCAGACUGUGAAAGAGACAGAUCCAGUCACUCUGAGAUGUAAAAGCAGCUGCUCUCUGCCUCGAACAUCAUUCAUCUGGUUCAGAAACACAGAGAGAUUUACUACAGGAAUCAUCUCAGAGAAUCAGCUUCAUCUUCAGUCAGUCAGACGUGAUGAUUCAGGAAACUAUCAGUGUGCUGUUUCAGGAUAUGAACAUCUGAUCUCUCCACCUGUUUAUCUUAAAGUACAAUGGGAUGAUGGUCUGGAGGAUUGGGGAGUGAAUUACAGCCCUUCAUAUGUUUGUGCGUUAAAGGGAUCAACAGUGAAACUGUCCUGUACUGUAAAAUAUCCUCAAGAUCAUCAGCUCAAAACAGUCCUCUGGACCAAACCUGCUGUAGGUGUUGUAGAUCUCCCUGACCUGUGUUCAGACCCAAAAAAGAGAGGAAGAGUUGAGUGUGUCCGUGAAGAUAAAGACACUUCCAGUAUCACUUUGACGAGUUUAACAGAAGCUGAUAAACACAUCUACUACUGCAGAUUCACUACAAACACUGAGGGUGGAAGAUGGACAGGGGUUCCUGGAGCUCAGCUGGACGUCACAGAUCUGCAGGUGGAGACAGAGCAGACUGUGAAAGAGACAGAUCCAGUCACUCUGAGAUGUAAAAGCAGCUGCUCUCUGCCUCAAACAUCAUUCAUCUGGUUCAGAAACACAGAGAGAUUUACUACAGGAAUCAUCUCAGAGAAUCAGCUUCAGCUUCAGUCAGUCAGUCGUCUUCAUUCAGGAAGCUAUCAGUGUGCUGUUUCAGGAUAUGAACUUCUGAUCUCUCCACCUGUUUAUCUUAAUGUUGAAUAUCCUCCUCGGAGCGUCCGGGUGUCCGUCAGUCCUUCUGCUGAAGUAGUGGAGGGAGAUUCAGUGACUCUGAUCUGCAGCAGUGACUCAAACCCUCCUGCUCUGAACUUCAGCUGGUUUAAGGAGAAUCAAAGCUCAGCUGUUGGAUCUGAACAGAGUUUGAUCAUCUCCAGCUUUAACUCCAGACUCAGUGGACUCUACUAUUGUGAGGCUCAGAAUCAACAUGGCUUUCUGAGAUCAGCGUCUGUUUCUGUCUCUGUUAAAGGGGUUCAGAGAGUUGUGCACAUACUUACUGGGAUAGUGGUGGGAUGUGGAGCAUUGAUCUUCAUCAUCAUUGUGUUUAUCAUGAAAACGAGGAGAAAUGGUGGUUCUAGAGUUGGUACACAAAAUCAGGAGGACGGCGGUGUGGGCAGAUCAGCAAAAACGUCUCCGACCAACGAUGAUCAAGUGUGUUCUCUAGAAUCAGCCAAUCAGAGGGAUGAUCUUUAUGCCAACAUUAAAGCCAAGAAACCCAAACACCGUGGGAGAGAACAAACAGAAAAAGACUCAAGAGAUGCGGAAGAGAUUCAGUAUGCCAGUGUCCAUCAUUUCAAGAACAAAGACAUGAAGACCAAAGAAACCAUCGAGAUGCAACAUCUGCCUGACGCCAGCAGAUCUGAGGACGUGAUCUACAGCUCAGUCAAAUGAAGAGCAUGGGCUUGAUCUGGGAGAUCUGGAUUUGAGUCAAGUCCAGGUCAUGUUCCAGCUCCCUCUGCGCUUGACUUCACCCGUAUACACAUGUAUGGGACCGCUCUGCUGUUUGGACAGUAAUGGCUUUCAGAUUAAAAUCACCCACACUGCCUUCACUCUCACUCACGCCUGUAAUAGUCAAAGACCUUUUAGCGUUCAGUUUGUGCAGUCAAUGUAGAACAAAUGCUUUCUUCUGUGUGUUCAUACUGUGCGAUUUUUAUUGCUAAAUACAUACAUUUUUACAUUGUCAAAGUCUUCAUUACGACAUCGUUGUUUGGAAGAAAUACAGUUUUCCAUUUAGUGGGAUAAAUGCAAUGAGAAAACGUGUCAAUCCGAAUGAAUCUGAGCUUUAUUUUUACCUUUUUAGUCUGAAAAGUCUCUUCAGAGAGAAACAACUAUGUACAGCUGGCAAUGUGUGACAUGGGGAUGUGCCAUUUUUGAGGAGGUUGCAUACUGCGUUCGUCCAAUUAAUAACAUUACAAAUAUGCCAAUGAGAUUAUUAACCCAUAAAAAUUGUACAGAGUGAAACAGCAGCUUACGAAUACGCAUAAUUAAUCAUUGGCCCUGGGUGUAUUAUUGUCACCAAGCCAGCAGAGGGAGCUCUUACCUCCAGAUGAUCUGUGUUCACUCCCUCUGCUGCUACUUCCUGUUGUGGGACGAUAAAUACUGUAGCAGGCCCCUCACCUGCUGGUUGCAUUGUUCUAUUGUUUGUCAAUGAUUGUUGGUUGUUGUUUCUAGUUUUCCUUGUGUCUCCCGAGUCUUAGAUUCUUUAGUUUUGACCCUGCCUGUCUUUUGAUACUGUGAUUGUUUGCUGCCUGACCCGACCUCUGCCUGUUUUUUUGGGUUCU
Messenger RNA from Puntigrus tetrazona (Sumatra barb), 3066 nucleotides. Its product is annotated as B-cell receptor CD22-like. The record is from RefSeq and is a predicted model, not a curated record. The coding region runs from base 248 to 2176 and encodes 642 amino acids. NCBI's taxonomy places the organism in Eukaryota, Metazoa, Chordata, Actinopteri, Cypriniformes, Cyprinidae. The transcript has 11 exons.